Tremella mesenterica DSM 1558 is the source of this 2735-nucleotide messenger RNA. RefSeq lists its product as uncharacterized. NCBI's taxonomy places the organism in Eukaryota, Fungi, Basidiomycota, Tremellomycetes, Tremellales, Tremellaceae. Gene Ontology annotation, biological process: mRNA splicing, via spliceosome. Gene Ontology annotation, cellular component: spliceosomal complex; Prp19 complex. The coding region runs from base 95 to 2653 and encodes 852 amino acids. The transcript is spliced from 10 exons. The record is from RefSeq and is a predicted model, not a curated record.
CUCACUCCACUCCAGUAUCGUACAUCUCUAUAGACAUAUCUCCAUUGUGAAGAGUACACGCCGUAGUGGGAUAACUAGGGUGUAGCUAGACAACAUGGUUAGGAUUAUCAUCAAGGGUGGUGUUUGGCGUAACACUGAGGACGAAAUUCUCAAAGCUGCCAUAUCGAAAUAUGGCAAGAAUCAAUGGGCUCGAAUUUCUUCUUUAUUAGUGAGGAAAACAGCGAAACAAUGUAAAGCUAGAUGGUACGAAUGGUUGGAUCCUAGUAUCAAAAAGAUUGAAUGGUCAAAAACCGAAGAUGAAAAACUUCUUCAUCUCGCGAAACUCAUACCCACUCAAUGGCGUACCAUCGCUCCUAUCGUAGGACGUACAGCCACACAAUGUCUAGAGCGAUAUCAGAAGCUAUUGGACGAUGCUGAGGCUCAAGAUAAUGACGAGUUGGGAUUGGGCGCAGGGGACGACGAAGCUUCAAGACCUGCUGAAGGAAGUAGUAGAGGACUGAGACCGGGAGAAAUUGAUACGGAUCCGGAGACAAGGGCUGCCAGACCUGAUCCUAUCGAUAUGGAUGAUGAUGAAAAAGAGAUGUUGUCAGAAGCCAGAGCUAGACUGGCCAACACUCAAGGCAAGAAAGCGAAGCGAAAAGCUAGGGAGAGGCAGUUGGAGGAGGCGCGAAGACUAGCUUUUUUGCAGAAGAAACGCGAAUUGAAAGCUGCUGGCAUAAACCUUAGAUUGAAGCCAAAGAAGAAAGGCAUGGAUUAUAACGCCGACAUUCCAUUUGAGAAACAGCCUGCCCCUGGGUUCUACGACGUGACGGACGAAAAUGCCAAAGCAUAUGCGGCCCCUGUGGGGCAAACAUUACGGACCCUGGAAGGAAAGCGCAAGCAGGAGCUCGAGGAACAAGAAGAGCAGAACAAACGGCGGCGAGGGGAAGACGGCAAGCCAAAGUCUAACCAGACCGCCCAGUUCGUUGCUGCCCGCGAAGCACAGAUCAAGAAGCUCAAAGAGCAAGAUCAGAUCAUUCGGAGACGGAAAUUAAAUCUUCCCACCCCUCAAGUAGGAGAGAGGGAGCUCGAAGAUAUCGUCAAGAUUGGUCAAGCUGGUGAGAUGGCUAGGGGGUUGGUGAAUGGGGAGAACGAGGCUACUGGAAAGCUGCUGGGGGAUUAUGAAGGGUUGGGCAAUGCAAAGAUGGCACGUACGCCAAGAACUGCACCCGAACAGGACAAUAUCAUGAACGAGGCAAGAAAUCUACGACAACUUUCAAGCGUUGAAACUCCUCUCCUGGGUCAGGAAAACACUCCACUCCGUACUGCCGAAGAUCAAGGUACUGGGUUUGGCGGUGCAACGCCUCGUCAAGCCGUACAGUUCACUCCCAAUCCACUUGCUACCCCUGCCCACGGAGGCGCUCUCGCCACUCCUCGUGCUGCUGGCGGAGUAACUGCCACACCCCUUCGCACGCCUAUGCGAGACAAUCUGAGCAUCAACACUGGUGCCACGCCAUAUAGCGAGACUCCUCGGGACGAACGCCUUCGACUUGCCGCUUCUCGUCGUGCGCUCAAAGCCGGUUUCGCCGCUUUGCCUAAACCAGAGAAUAACUUUGAGCUUGCGGAAGUGGAUGAUGAGGAGGAAGAGGAAGACGCCCCAGUCCUCACCGAGGAAGAUGCGGCCGAAAGGGACGCUCGUCUGAAAGCUGCCCGCGAAGAAGAAGAGCGUCUCGAGCUGGAACGUCGAAGCUCCGUGGUCAAGAAGGGUCUGCCUAGACCUGUCAACGUUAACUUGGAACGUCUGGUCCAGGAUCUAGACGCAGCCACCGAAGGCGAGUACGAGGACGACUCAAUGGCGGCGGCGAUACACUUGAUCAACUUGGAAGUGGCUCGAUUAGUGAAGCACGACUCUAUCGCCCAUCCUCUUCCUGGCACCUUCACCCCUGGGGGCAUGCUGUCAGAAUAUGACAUGCCGCCUGAUUCUUUCAUUUCUCAAGCACGUAGUAUCAUCCAUUCGGAACUCGCACAAAGUAUGGGAUUACCAGGAGCGUCCGAUGAACAACUUCGACUCGCCAUAUCUUCGACUGUCGACGACACACCCGACGCGUUCAUCGCCACUUGGGCGGAAACUCGACAACAACUCGUUUUCUCCCCCGAUCUGGAUCAAUGGAUCGAAGCCACCACUCUCAGCCCGGAACAGCUGAGAGGAGCGUACGAGUACUCCAUCACUCAAUCGCGCGAGUCAAUGGUGCAAGAAGCGACGAAAGCCAGUAAGGCGGAGAAAAAGCUGGCAAAGCAGUUGGGAGGGUAUCAGGCGAUCAAUGCCAAGCAUAGAGCGGGGAUUUUGGAGGCGAUGGAGGAGUUGCAACAGGCUCAAAGGGAUUUGGAGACGUUUGGAAUGUUGAGAGUUAUGGAGGAGGCCGCUGCGCCGAUUAGGAUAGAGCUAAAAAGGGAAGAGGUGGCGAGGUUGGAAAGAAGAGAGAGGGAUUUACAGGCAAAAUACGCGGAACUGGUCGAUGAGCGGAAAGAGAGGUUGGCGGCUAUCGAGCAGCUGGAAGAGGAUAAGAUUGUCCUAGCCGCUCAGGCACAGCUGGACCUCGAACAAGCCAACGGUGGAGAUGGAGACGAGGUCAUGAAAGGGGCUAAUGGAAUCGGAGAGGUGAAUGGGGAUUGAGAGUGACAUCUUUCAGCGGGUAAGUGUGACCUCUGAUAUGCAUGUAUUGCAGUUGCGUAAGUUACGUCGUGUGACAUUUAGC